This is a messenger RNA of Schistocerca cancellata (South American locust), 1442 nucleotides long. Its product is annotated as derlin-2-like. Gene Ontology annotation, biological process: endoplasmic reticulum unfolded protein response. The coding region runs from base 168 to 890 and encodes 240 amino acids. Gene Ontology annotation, cellular component: Hrd1p ubiquitin ligase ERAD-L complex; endoplasmic reticulum membrane. The record is from RefSeq and is a predicted model, not a curated record. Lineage: Eukaryota; Metazoa; Arthropoda; Insecta; Orthoptera; Acrididae. The transcript has 6 exons. Gene Ontology annotation, molecular function: misfolded protein binding; ubiquitin-specific protease binding.
UAGAUUGCCCAGCAUGGUUGGCUGCCUUGAGUCCAUACAAAAUUAGUUGUAUAUGAUGUCAGCUGAUGGUGUUACGAUGAAGUGAUAUAGACAAUGUACGUGGUUGUGAGGUAGUAGGCUUCGUAGCGUAAACAAUGCAUCUAUAACGUCCAUUGAUCAAUGUAACCAUGGCAUACCAAACAUUCCUACAAGAAUACAUGCAGAUGCCAGUUGUGACCAGGGCGUACACAACGGCCUGUGUGAUUACAACUUUGGCUGUUCAUCUGGAUCUGGUGUCACCUUUCCAACUUUAUUUCAACCCAAUACUGAUAAUGGAGCAAUAUCAGCUUUGGCGACUGGUGACAACAUUCCUGUUCUUCGGCACAGUGGGCUUUAAUUUUUUCUUCAGCAUGAUAUUUACGUAUAGAUAUUGUCGCAUGCUGGAGGAAGGCUCAUUUCGUGGCAGAACAGCAGACUUUGUUAUGAUGUUCCUAUUUGGAGGAUUUAUGAUGAUUCUUUUUGCGUAUUUUAUUAAUCUGCUCUUUCUUGGACAAGCAUUUACAAUAAUGCUAGUAUAUGUGUGGUCUCGAAGAAAUCCAUUUGUGCGAAUGAAUUUUUUUGGCCUAAUGAAUUUCCAGGCUCCCUACUUACCAUGGGUACUCCUUGGCUUCUCAGUACUGCUGGGAAACUCCGUUUGGUUGGACAUAGUAGGGAUGGCUGUUGGGCAUAUGUACUACUUCAUUGAGGAUGUCUUCCCAAAUCAGCAAGGUGGAUUCCGCCUGCUCUCCACACCACAGUUGCUGAAGACGUUGUUUGAUGCGCAGAAUGAUCCUGACUACACACCGCUACCUGAGGAACGCCCAGGUGGAUUUAAUUGGGCAGAAGCUGAACAGCCUGACCAGCCGCAGUGAAUUUGUGCAUGUGCCAGUCAAAUAAAACAGUUUCCUUCUCUAUUCUCUGCACAGACUCUGCAGACUACUUUCAUAAUUAUUGAGAAGGGGGAAAAAGAGCCUAUUGUUAGACCUGGCAUUGUGGUUCAGAUCACAAUCAGUGUAACCUCUACUGUUCACCAUAGUUUGUAAAUACUGAACCGCCUCUGGUGCAGUGAGGCUAUGGGGCAGUUUAUAACUGCUGGGUCAACUUUAUUAAAUCUCUUUGUGAUGUUCAAUUAAUCACAAUCUCACCAAAGAAAAAAGCACAUAAUAAAUGCAGUGGAAAACUGAGUGAUUCUUCCUUCUGUGAUGUGGAUGUGCUCUACAUACGUAAGUAAAAGUGAGUUUUAUUCCAAGAGCUAUAUAUAUAUUCACACUGUUGGAUGGUAAGGUGUUAGAUUUUGAUCUACUCUAAAAUUCAGUGACUGUCAUACACUUGACUGUCUCAUUUAUGCACAAAAAUGUAUCCAAUGGAUGUGUUUGGAAUGAAAUGAGAUGUUUACCAAAUGUAAUUAAAUAUUUUAUGUGUAA